GGGGCGGAGUUGGGGAUUGAGGGCUUGGAAGCCCUACGGUGCCCUGUAUCUGUAGGAAGCCUUGGCUGGGUAACUGGGCUGGUUUAUGCUGUCCUGAUGCCAUCCUUUAGCAGGAUGCUGGGGACACUGGGGCUUUGGACACUGCUUCCUGCAGUUGCACAAGGUAAGUGUCUGCAGAGAGGGGCAGCGGGGACGCUGCCUCUUAAGGGGAAAGGUGUACCUGGAGCAGGAGCUACCCAUUUGGAAGAGGAAGAGGUAAGCGGGCAGGAUGAAUGAAGAUGAAGGGCAGAGCCACAAGUUCCCAGGGUGGGGUAUCAGACCUCAGACCUCCGCUGACCCUGCGCCUCUGCCAUACUGACCCUGGGACUGUAGUUUGUUUCUCCUUUUGGCUGCUGUGUGUCCCUGCCUUCACUCCCUUCUUGACUCCCCUUUCGCCUUGGACUCCAGUGUCCCCGAACAGCAGGACCUGUGUGUUCUUUGAGGCUCCUGGAGUUCGGGGGAGCACAAAGACACUGGGGGAAGUGCUGGAUACAAGGCCAGGCCCCCCCAAGAGCAUCCGCUGCCUCUAUAGUCAUUGCUGCUUUGCUAUCUGGAAUCUGACCCGUGGCCGGGCACACGUGGAGAUGCAAGGAUGCCGAGACAGUGAUGAGCCAGGCUGUGAGUCCCUGCACUGUGACCCAGUCCCCCGAGCCCGCCCAAGCCCCAGCUCCACCCUCUUCACUUGCUCCUGUAGCACUGACUUCUGCAAUGCCAACUACAGCCUUCUGCCUCCUUCAGGGCACCCAGGGCCUCCUGGACCCCAGGGUCCCCAGCCUACCCCAGGUGGGCCCAUCUGGAUGGUACUGCUGCUGCUGGGGGUGUUCCUUGUGCUGCUACUGGGCAGCAUCAUCUUGGCCCUGAUACAACGAAAGGCCUGUAGAGUGCAUAGUGGGUCAGACCCGGAGCCAGACUCAGGAGGAGAUUGCAGUGAGGAACUGCCCGAGCUGGAUGAACUAUGCUUCUCCCAGGUAAUCCAAGAAGGAGGACACGCAGUCGUGUGGGCCGGGAGGCUUCAGGGUGAGAUGGUAGCCAUCAAGGCCUUUCCCCCAAGGGCUGUGGCCCAGUUCCGAGCUGAGAGAGCUGUGUACCAGCUGCCGGGCCUACAGCACGAUCACAUUGUGCGCUUUAUCACUGCUGGCCAGGGAGGCCCUGGGCCCCUGCCCUCUGUGCCUUUACUGGUACUGGAACUGUACCCUAAGGGCUCCCUGUGUCACUACUUGACACAGUAUACCAGCGAUUGGGGAAGUUCCUUGAGGAUGGCUCUGUCCCUGGCUGAGGGCCUGGCGUUCCUCCAUGAAGAGCGCUGGCAGGAUGGCCAAUAUAAACCAGGUAUUGCUCACCGAGACCUGAGCAGCCAGAAUGUGCUCAUUCGGGAAGACAGGUCAUGUGCCAUUGGAGACCUGGGCCUUGCCUUGGUGCUCCCUGGCCUUGCUCGGCCCCCUGCCUCAGCACCCACUCAACCCCGAGGCCCAGCUGCCAUUUUGGAGGCUGGCACCCAGAGGUACAUGGCUCCAGAGCUCUUGGACAAGACCCUAGACCUACAGGACUGGGGCACAGCCCUCCAGAGAGCAGAUAUUUACUCCCUGGCUCUGCUCCUGUGGGAGAUCCUGAGCCGCUGUUCAGAUUUGAGGCCUGAUCGCAGACCACCACCUUUUCAAUUGGCCUAUGAGGCAGAACUGGGCAGCAAUCCCAGUGCCUGUGAGCUCUGGGCCUUGGCAGUAGAGGAGAGGAGGCGCCCCAACAUCCCACCCUCCUGGAGCUACUCUGACACAGACCCUGGGGGGCUGAAGGAGCUCCUGGAAGACUGCUGGGAUGCAGACCCAGAAGCACGGCUGACAGCUGAGUGUGUGCAGCAGCGGCUGGCAGCCCUGGCGUACCCUCAGGGGGCUUCCUCCUUUCCAGAGAGCUGUCCACAGGCCUACACCCCUCUCUGCCCAGAAAACUGUCCUUCAGCAUCUGCCUCUCCUACUGCCCCCUGCAGGCCUCAGCAGGGGUCCUGCCACCUCAGUGUUCAACAAGGCCUUGGUUCUAGGAGUCAGCCUGUCAGUACCAGUGCUCAUGUAUAAAUGAGCGGGUUGUGUGAACUCUAUAUAGCUAACAUACAUGUGGUAGUCACAUGCCUGUUGCUGUCAUUCUCUGUGGGGUUCUAUCCCACGGAGUACAUAUGCUCAAGAAAGAGAGUAAAGAUUUCUCACUGUUGGCCUUGGGCUUGUCUCCUUUUUUCCCCCCGUCUUUUUCACUAAU
Onychomys torridus (southern grasshopper mouse) is the source of this 2283-nucleotide messenger RNA. RefSeq names its product anti-Mullerian hormone receptor type 2 (gene Amhr2). The record is from RefSeq and is a predicted model, not a curated record. Gene Ontology annotation, biological process: cellular response to growth factor stimulus; BMP signaling pathway; protein phosphorylation. The transcript is spliced from 10 exons. Gene Ontology annotation, cellular component: plasma membrane; signaling receptor complex. NCBI's taxonomy places the organism in Eukaryota, Metazoa, Chordata, Mammalia, Rodentia, Cricetidae. Gene Ontology annotation, molecular function: transforming growth factor beta receptor activity; ATP binding. Bases 273 to 2105 code for a protein of 610 amino acids.